Molecule: messenger RNA, 948 nt
Organism: Dufourea novaeangliae
Lineage: Eukaryota; Metazoa; Arthropoda; Insecta; Hymenoptera; Halictidae
Exons: 6
Coding region: 1-948 (315 amino acids)
Source: RefSeq, a predicted model, not a curated record
AUGAGGAUAACCUGCGUGCUCUUUGGCCUGUCGUUGCUGGUGGCGUUCGCCGCUUCCAGUCCGAUCGUUAAGAGGGAAACGGAAUCGGAGGAUCUCAGCCCCCUAAACGAGGUGUACAUCGUGGAAGCGGAAAACGAUCAGGCGGUGGACGACGACAGGACCGACAGAGACAAGAGGAAGAUCGGUAUCGUAAAACUGGGCGUCUCCAAUGGGCUCCUCAAUUUCGUCUUUGGCAAGCUGGAUUCCUUCAUCGACUCUAAGACGAAAGCCCUGUCCGCGCUGGACGAGUCGAACAAAGUGAAGAACGCAGCGUUCGGUAUCGACGCGAAACAUUCGGCCACCACCAAGUUCAUCAGCGAUUUAGUCUCCGCGAAAAUUCAGGCAGCUACUGGAAGUAUCGGCCCGGUGAUAAACAGCGCGACCACGUUCCUGUCCAGCGCCAAGAGCGGAUUGGCUGGAGCGUUCGCCUCGAAACUGGCGCCACUUAGCUCCCUCGCCACUGGUCUCUCCGCUGCGAAAACCGACGGAGGAGUUUCAGGUGACCAUGCCGGAGGGGGCAGCACCGCUGGGAUCAUAGGGAACAUUAUCAGCUCGAAACUCAGCAGCCUUUCCUCGUUGAGCCAAACCCAUGGCCCAGCAUCCGCAUCAGCGGACGCUUCAAUUUCCAGCGGUGGAGCGAACCUUGGAGUGUUUGGGAAUUUAGGCGGAGGGGAAACGGUCACGACCACCACGGAGGAUAUCCCCGAGUUCGAUAGGAACCGAGUGUCCUUGGACGUACCGUCGGCUGCGUUCGGCAGCGGUUUCACCCUAGUCACCAAUAUCAGCAAAAUCCUCAGUAGCGUGAUACUUAAUUCAGCCCGCCGAACACAGACAGUCUUAGAGGUUUUCAAGCCGUUCUUCCGCGGUACGUUCGCCAUCAAGGGUCUACCAUCCGACAAUCCGAACUAG